AUUAACAAAAUUAUCGAAUAAAAAGCAUACCACACAAACAGCAGAGUAAUCAAUAAAUCAUCCUGGUGAGCGAGUGAGUAAAUCCGUAAACAGAGAUGGGUAAAGGAGGAAAGAGUGAGGGUGGAGAAGAAGAAAACAUGGCUGCUUGGCUUGUUGCUAUCAACACCCUCAAGAUCCAACCCUUCAACCUUCCCCCUCUUGGGCCGCAUGAUGUUAAAGUAAGGAUGAAAGCUGUGGGUAUUUGCGGUAGUGAUGUUCACUAUCUCAAGACUCUAAGAUGUGCAGAUUUUAUAGUGAAAGAACCAAUGGUUAUCGGGCACGAGUGUGCCGGGGUGAUAGAAGAAGUCGGUAGUGAAGUGAAAGAUCUAGUGGUCGGUGAUCGCGUAGCACUUGAACCCGGGAUCAGCUGCUGGCGAUGCACACACUGCAAACAAGGCCGUUACAAUCUUUGCCCCGAUAUGAAGUUUUUCGCCACUCCCCCUGUUCACGGCUCUCUUGCAAAUCAAGUGGUGCAUCCUGCGGAUUUGUGUUUUAAACUGCCUGAUAAUGUGAGUUUAGAAGAAGGGGCAAUGUGUGAACCGUUGAGUGUGGGUGUCCAUGCUUGUCGGCGUGCUGAGAUCGGCCCGGAGACAAAUGUGUUAGUCAUGGGGGCCGGGCCCAUUGGGCUCGUGACCAUGCUUGCAGCCCGCGCUUUUGGUGCUCCGAGAAUUGUGAUUGUGGAUGUAGAAGAUAGCAGGUUAGCUGUGGCGAAAGAGCUUGGUGCCGAUGAGAUCAUUAAAGUCUCCACUAAUAUUCAGGAUGUAGAAGAGGAAGUGGGAUUAAUACAGAAAGCCAUGGGAGGUGGAGUCGAUGUAAGCUUUGACUGUGCAGGUUUCAACAAGACGAUGACAACCGCUCUAACCGCCACUCGUCCUGGCGGAAAGGUUUGUCUUGUGGGAAUGGGCCACCAUGAGAUGACGGUCCCUCUUACUCCAGCGGCCGCAAGGGAGGUUGAUGUGGUGGGUAUUUUCCGGUACAAGAACACAUGGCCGUUGUGUUUGGAGUUUCUGAGAAGUGGUAAGAUUGAUGUGAAGCCGUUGAUAACUCAUCGAUAUGGUUUCUCACAAAAGGAGGUUGAAGAAGCUUUCGAGACGAGUGCGCGUGGUGGUAAUGCCAUCAAGGUUAUGUUCAACUUGUGAGUACAGAAACAACAAGUUGGGUUAAAGCAAUCAAGCAACUUCAAUCUUAUAAAUAUUUGGUUGGUUAUGACAAUGCAUAUGCUUAUCUGUACUUCUUUCAGAUGUUUGCUUUGCAUCGACAUUUAACAAUAAUAACUAUGGUGGUUUUUUUUUUUU
Messenger RNA from Helianthus annuus (common sunflower), 1334 nucleotides. RefSeq names its product sorbitol dehydrogenase. The coding region runs from base 96 to 1178 and encodes 360 amino acids. NCBI's taxonomy places the organism in Eukaryota, Viridiplantae, Streptophyta, Magnoliopsida, Asterales, Asteraceae. The transcript is spliced from 6 exons. The record is from RefSeq and is a predicted model, not a curated record. Gene Ontology annotation, molecular function: oxidoreductase activity, acting on the CH-OH group of donors, NAD or NADP as acceptor; zinc ion binding.